Aspergillus wentii DTO 134E9 is the source of this 4159-nucleotide messenger RNA. RefSeq lists its product as uncharacterized. The coding region runs from base 101 to 4159 and encodes 1352 amino acids. NCBI's taxonomy places the organism in Eukaryota, Fungi, Ascomycota, Eurotiomycetes, Eurotiales, Aspergillaceae. The transcript is spliced from 2 exons. Gene Ontology annotation, biological process: telomere maintenance. Gene Ontology annotation, molecular function: DNA binding. The record is from RefSeq and is a predicted model, not a curated record. Gene Ontology annotation, cellular component: chromosome, telomeric region.
AAAUGGUUUAAUAGCUUGUUUAUCAUCCUUUCAAGAUAAAAAAUGCAGCACCUGUGAUCAAAGAAAUGUGGAAACCGCGCAUCAAUCAGCGGCCGCAGUAAUGGACUCCAGCGACCAACCUCAAAUUUCCACAGAACACCUGCGUUCGACCUUGAUCCCCAUCGCGCAAAUUUCCCCGACAACUGAACGCCUACUUGAAAGCUCUGUCCAUGCGACUGUGACACUAAUAUGGCCUUAUUCGUCGUCAACAAAAUCUAUCAGCCUUUUGUUAGCUGAGCCAGACUUCCGCCUGCGACGCUCCAACGGGCAGGUGAAAGUGAUUUUCCAUGGGGCAGUUGCAGAAAAUGUUGCAAAGUCGCAGGUCGGAAUUGGAGAUGAGGUUUAUCUUAGCUUGGCUGGAUCGAGAUUGGUGAACAAUGAAGCUGCAACUCAAACACCUGGGAGAUUCGUUGGUUGGGAUGUGCACCUCGACGAUCAUGUGUCCCUUGAGGUCUUACGAGCUUCGAAACACCUAUCAACCGUGAAAAUUGAUCGCCCUGCCUCGCCGCUGCCGACCACCGAGGAAAAGACCGCGCCACCGGCUACACCGAGUGCUUCCCAAACUCGCCAUGAAGAAAUUGGUCCUGUCCCUAGCUUGGGAAGCUGGGGCUCACCGGCUUUUAUACAACGGUCGCGCGCCUCAUUUGGCGGUACAGCGAAGACGGCGCUCGAACCGUUCGCUGAGGAAGAUGGCUUUGUCCCUGGCAAGGGUAGAAAGAAGCCUAGAUUCAGCAUGCAGAACAGCGACUGGCGUGUAAUCGAUGAGCCUGAAAGUUCCAGCGAAAGGGCAGACGCGAUGGAUUGGACCCGGAUAUUCGAUGAAGAGGAAAGCCCUGAGCCAGAGGUUCACGAGGAAGACCAGACGGAAAACAACAAGGAGCGUCUAGAAACUCCCGAUAUCGCAGGCCCAACCUUAGAAGGAGGAGACAUUUCAGGCUCCGUGGAGCCUGAGAAUACCUCUGUUCCAUUGAGUCAUGAUACACCACACACUUUCAAAGCACCUCAUGGCAUGGAGCGGGCUGCGAAACCCAGCGCAAAGGCAUUUGACGCUGGUGAAUUCCAAGUUCCUGAACUCCUACGCCAUCGAACCACCAGCCAAGGAGUUUUCAAUGAUCCCUUUCAUCUUCCAACAGACACUCCACGAUUACAUCCAGUCCCGUCCCCCGGACUUCCCGUUCCUUCCCCACUUGUUUCGACGUCGAAUAGUCCGCAUGGCUAUUUCACUUCUAUUCCCACUUCACAGCCUCAGGUUAAUCGGCCCUUCCCGGCAGAGGUGCCGACAGAGGUAGAGGGACUUGAGCCGAGCAAUAGCUCUGAAGUGCAACCGGGAACCUCACAAAUACGGGCAGCCGAAAAUUCUGUCAUAGAUAGUGAGCGAACAGACCAGGCGGUCCCUUCACUUGAGGCAGUUUCUAAAAAGCCAACAAUCAACACCAACUCUGAAGCGUCUAGCUCCACCCUCAUACCUAGAACUGCUGGCCCUAAGCUAGCAGCAGAAGUACAACCCGUGGGUAAUAAUGAAUCAGCUGUGGAGGGUAAGAAGGACAAGCCCGCAAUGCAUGUUUCCGAGGCAGAUUUUCAGAUGGAAGAUGGUGUAAACCACCUGGGUAACGAUGUUAUAGAAGUGGAAGAAAUGGAAGAGCGGGGUAUACAAGCGGAUGGCGGUGAAUCUCAAAAGAAGAAUGGCUUUACGGAAGAGAGUCUUCAACAGAGGGAGGAGCUGUCUGAGGACGAUGAAGACGAGUAUGAUGAAGAUGAGGAUGAAGAGGAUGAAGAGGAUGAAGAAGACGGCGAUGAGACUAGCGAUGAGGACGAAGAAGAGGAUGGAGAAGAUGGAGAGGAAGAAGGGAAUGAGUCAGAGGACGAAGCGAGAGAGAAAACCACCGAUCAUGACUUCAUCUCAAAGGGGCCGUGUCAGCCCAGUCAAGCAGAAUUCAUCGAAGAUGACUCCGACGGGAUCAUAGAAGAGAUCCCAGAGAAACAGAAUGUUGCCAUGGAAGGUCUCACCACAAUCACCGAUGCGCAAUCGCCGAUGGAAAGCGGCGAUGACACAGACGGAGAACAUGGCUAUUACGUCGAAGAUGAAGAAAACGUGGAUGAAGAAACGGUGGAUGAAGAAAUUUACGAUGAAGAGGAGGCCGAAGAUGUUUGUCAUGACGAGCAAGGUGACUAUAUUGAAUCCGAAUAUGAAUCGGAUGAAGUCGAAGAACAGGGGCAUCAGCAGAAACAGCAAAAUACGCAUCCAGAAAUCAUUGUACUGGACAGUGAUAGUGAAGACGAACCUUACUCUAAUACCCAGGCAAACCCGUCAAGACAGGCAAAAAAAGAGAUUACCGAUUUACAAAAGGUGGAAUUAUCUGAGUCUUCAACAGACGAAGACUCGGCAUCUGAAGAAAGCGGCUCUGAGUCCGAGGUUGAAGAUUGGUCUAUCGUUGAAGAGGAACAGGCUGAGGAGGAACCAGUUGGGGAUGAACCCGUUUGGGAUGAACCAGUUAAGACCAAAGACGCUGGGCACGAGCCGACCGAGCGAGAGCAAACACGAUCUGAAAAUGUUGAAGACGAUAGGGUCGAUAUUCACAUGACACCGUUGAAGAGUGAUGCAGUACCAAAUCCUGGUCUCGAUGAAGGAUUGAAAGCCGGCAACGACAAUGAGGUACAGGACUUACACGACCCGGGACUAAAUAUUCGCGAAGAUUCUAUCGUCGAGUCUAUCCAACAAAACUACAUGGACACGGAAUCUGCUCCCCAGAGUAUGGAAAUGGCGAUAGAUCCCAGUCUACAUCAACCCGAAGAAAGCGCAGAGGACCAACCAGACGCCAACCAAGAACAGGGAGGCCCUAGCCAUCAGCCCGAAGUCAGAGAAGAGGACACACAAAAUUAUCCGCGGCCGAGACAAGAAGUUGAUGAUGCCUUGUUUCUUGACGAUGCUGCCUCACCCCGAUUGCAAAGCUCCACCGUUACUGUUUUCGAAUCUUCGGAAAUUUCACAUCGUGACUUUCAAUUGAUAACCCCAGAUACUUCGCAGGAGGUUGAGGCUGGAAAACAAACUAAUACAGAUCUCCCUACGAACGAGUCACCCCUCACACCUCAGCAAACACAAGAAGCAUCACAACCAUUGAAUUCGCACGCUGGGGACCGGUUAUCACCUCAAGCUCAGGUGGUUAAUAAAUCUGCUGCACCUACAGAGGACGGCAUAUCUUCAAUUGAAGAGACCGAUUCCCUCGUCCUCGUUUCGCUUGAGGGUCGGAAUGAACAUCAAGGCAACCAUGUGCAAGAAAAUGACCAGAUCUCAACGCAUUAUGAUGAAAAGGGACCUAAGGAGCACACAGCUCGUGAUCAUUCUCCCGAUGGGGUUGAAGAUACCCGCCAACACUUUGCAGAGCCAGAUCGACAUUAUCCCGGUCUACGCAGCAAAUUGUCCUAUUUCUCCCCGCUCGCAACUCUUAUUGAUCAUUUCAAUACAUUGGUCGAUACCAUUUCGAUUGUGUGUGAAACGUCUUCAAUAAUCCAAGCUUCCUCGGGAAAUAAAGAUUACGUAUUGACUGUUCAGCUUACCGAUCCUUCUCUGGCUGGAACUAUGGUUACCGUCCAGAUUCUUCGGCCUUACAGGACAGUUCUUCCUUCCUUGACAGAAGGGGAUGCUAUUUUGUUGCGCAACUUCAAGGUCAAAAGCUUCAACCACUCAAUGAUGCUUGUUAGUGAUGAUACCAGUGCUUGGGCUGUCUUCGAUGGCUCUGGGGAUGAGGCUCGGUUAACGGGGCCGCCUGUUGAAUAUGGCAGCGCGGAGCUUGCCUAUGCUACCGAUUUACGACAGUGGUACCUGGAGAACGGAGCAGCCAUGGUUGCUGAUCACCAACUCCAAGCGUCAAUAGAAAAAGCCAGCCGGGAAGUGACUCCUAUCAGCAGUGCUGAGCCUAGCGACGCGGGUAGUAUGGAAUCAUGGCGUGAUAUCCGUGGCGAGUCUUCUCUAUCUACUCGAGGCUCACGGCGCAGGAAGUCUCAUCGAAGAAUAACUAUACACGAGCUUCGGGAUGGGAGAAAGUAUGCCGAAGUCGGCUCGCCGUCCGAUAAAGAAAGUAUACAUGAACUUCGGGAUGGAACGGCCUAUGCACAUCUUUGA